This is a messenger RNA of Nilaparvata lugens (brown planthopper), 4249 nucleotides long. RefSeq names its product WAS/WASL-interacting protein family member 2. The transcript has 10 exons. Gene Ontology annotation, molecular function: actin binding. The record is from RefSeq and is a predicted model, not a curated record. The coding region runs from base 432 to 1877 and encodes 481 amino acids. NCBI's taxonomy places the organism in Eukaryota, Metazoa, Arthropoda, Insecta, Hemiptera, Delphacidae.
GAAUAUCAAUGAAGGAUAUCCGUACACAUCCUAACCUGUUUUACGAGUAUGGAUUUGCACCGAUUGUUUUGUGUUUGUCAAUUCUUGGUUUAGAAUUCUAUUUCAAACUUUAUUCCCCUCCUAUUUAAAAAUAUCCAUUUCUUAGCAGGAGUAAAAUUCAAAACGGACCAACUCAAAUACUGAAUUCCUCCCACAGAGAUUUUCUAAGUGGUGUCAUGUCAUAUGAGAAUAUACAGUCUGCCAUAUUGGGACUAUAGGCGGAGCUACUUUAUUUUCUAUAGAAAGCGGAAAUUGUUUUGUGAUUCAUUUUGUUGUGUUCCCAACAAGAAAUGUGUCAUAAAUUUGUGAUGUUUUCAAAGAAAUAGUUGAAAACUAAUGGUGACCAAUGAAAAUCAUCUACAUUUUGACAACCUAACCCGUAGAUCACCAGCAUGCCUUUCGCCCCUCCGCCUCCUCCUCCUCCGGGUCCCCCUCCUCCUCCCAGUUUCCCCGCCGCUGCCCCCACCGCGACCUCAGACCCGAAUCAGCGCAAUCAGCUGUUGCAAUCUAUCAGAAAGGGAACCAAUUUGAAGAAAACUGUCACCAAUGAUAGGAGUGCGCCGGUUGUGGGGGGCAAAUCAGGGGGUACCCCGGGAGGCAGUGGGCCCCCCUCGCUGGGGAGCCCCGGAUCGGGGGGAAGUCCGAAAUCCGGCUCGGCUACGCUGGGACGUAACAACGCCUUGGCAGGACUUUUUGCGGGCGGAAUGCCCAAACUCAAACCGACUGGAUUGGAUAUCGGUCAAUCGAAUUCCAGCCAAUCACAGUCGCUGACUUCGUUACCAGUAGCUAAUGCUUCCUCACUACAUACAAAAAUGGAGAACUCAAGGCGGCAGUUGUCGAUAGAUGUGAAGAAUAGGGGUCCACCCCCCCAGCCUCCUCCCGCCAAUCAAAAACCUACAAUGCCUCAGAGUGCCUCAGACUCAGUGCUAACGGGUCAAUCAGCUGUGGGCGCGCGUAGCCACAGCACCACCUCUCUCAACCAACCUCCCCAAACCACCAACGGAUGGUCCAGCACGCAGCUGCCUCGCAAGGCACCGGCUGGAGGCUACGGCAAGCCUCAUGUGGCGCCCAAACCACCUGGAAGCAACGGUCGAGGGAGCGGAGCUGGAGUGGGAGGAGCAGGAGGCGUGUCCAAGCCGUGCCCGCCCCCCAAGAGGCCGGUUGGUAUGGUGGCGAGAGCGCACAGUAUGCGCGCGCCUAAGAGUCCGCCCAUUGCACCUCUGCCGAAUGCCCCAGCUUUCCCCUCACCAUCAAGUCCCGCCUCCAGAGUGGGAGCCCCACCCACCGAGCUGAACCGCAUCGGAGCACCACCCCCCUUCCACCAGUCACAGGACUCGCUGAUGCAGACCCCGCCCCCACCUCCCUCGCUGCGAGGGGCGGGGCCUCCGCAAAGUGGGCGGAGUCUAGCAAUAGGAGCUGGCGGGGCGACACGCCCAAUGCAACGGCCACCUCCACCUCCUCCAUCCCGGCUCGGCCAAUCGCCACAGGCUGGAGCUCCGCCACCUCCUCCUCCGCCCCCAAUGCAGGCGCCUCCCCCUCCGCCGCAUCGGGUGCCCAGUGACAGUUCAUUGAUGUCAAAUGGGGGUCAGCCACCCCCUCCCCCAACGAGGAAUUCUUCAAUAAGGAAUGGAAUGCCAUCAAUAUGUGCUGACCUUGAAGCACGGUUUGCAGACAUGUUCCACCAUCCCAGUGAGCUUCCACCCCCACCCCCUUUUAGGAAUUUACCGAAAUCUUAUAAUAGUAAAUCAGUUUCUUCAAAACAACAAGCACCCCAGCCUCCUACACAUAUACAACUAGGAAACAGGAUGUGGGCGAGAGACAAUACUUCAACCUGCUAACAACAGCUUAGAUCUAAGAUAUUUGCAUGAUCGUCUUAUUCAUCUUCUUCUUCUCCUCCUUUUUCUGUAAGUGUAGGUCCCACUUUGGGCGCCAAUUUUCGUUUUGCUCAGUUCCUUCAAACUCAUUUCUCCUUCUUGUGAAAGUUUUGGUCCUGCCUCAGGCACCAAUUUUUGUUGAGCUCAGUUUCUACAAACUCGUUUCUCCUUCUUGUGAAAGUUUUGGUCCAACAUUGGGCACCAAUUUUUGUUUUGCUCAGUUCCUUCAAACUCGUUUCUCUUUCAUCAUAGUCUUCCCAUUAAACUUGAUAAUUAUCAACUUCAUCAUCAAUAAUAAUAUUGUUAGUGAAAUGUGGACUGUAAAAAUUAUCAUAAUAAGUAAAUUGUUGAUAGCAUUGUAAAAUUGAGUGAGGGAUGGAGAGAUUUGCUGAUAUUUUUGACUUGAUUGCUGUGAUAGUUGGAUUCUAUAGUGAGAUUCACUAUAAACUGUCAGCAUUUAUUAUAAAUAACACUAAUGCUGAUAUUUUGAAGCAAAUCUCACUAUAGUUUUGGUGAAGAGGAGGGAAAUUUAGUGCCAGUUUCACAAAAGCCGGUAAAAUUUUAACUGUGAUUAAUCCCACAAGAACUAAUCAGAGAAGUCAUCUUAUCAAAAAGGCCUUAUCUGAUUGGUUCUUGUGAAAUUACAGUAAGGAUUUAACUGGCUUUUGUGCAACCAGGCCUUAGAAUUUAGCAAAUUAGAAGAGUGUGUGCCAGUUGCACAAAAGCUGGUUGAAUUUUAAUUGUGAUUAAUUUCACAAGAACCAAGAAUCAUGAGAAGGCUUUUUUUGAAAAGAAGGCUUCUCUGAUUGGUUCUUGUAAAAUUAAUCACAAUUAAAAUUCAACUGGCUUUUGUUUGUGCAACCAGGCCUGUGUGUUUGUGUGAGAGUGAACAAAUUGAUCUUGUUUGUUGUCCCCUCUUCAUUCAAAGAACCUACUAUCUUUCUCUAUCAGUUCUAUCGAUGAUAUAGAAAGGAGACUCCUAGUUUCAUUGAGAUGUGCUAUGUAUCUCCAGAUUUGAUACAUGUCUCUCUUGUGAUACUUAUUGAGGGUACAAAAAUGUAUCAUUGUGAAAGUGCUUUCAUUGUUGACUCACUAGUACCUGUUCUAUCAAUAAUAUAGAAAGGAGACUCCUGGUUUAGUUGAGACGUGUUCUGUAUCUUCAGAUUUGAUACACACAUCCUGUGAUUUGAUACAUGUAUCUUUUGUGAUACGAGGCCCGGUUGCACAAGAACUUUUUUUAUUUUGAUUAUGAUUAAAUUCCACGAGAAACAAUCUCAAAAAAGGGUUUUCUGAGGAGAAAGUUUCUCUGAUUGGUUCUCGUGGCAUUUAACCAGGAUUAAAAGUUAACAGACUUUUAUGCAACCGGGUGUUAGUGAGGAUUCGAAAAUGUAUCAUUGAGAAAUGCAUUCAUUAUCCCCAAAAAUUAAUAGUUCUCAAUUAUUGCAAUAAUUUCUAGUUAUGUUUAGAAGUAGUUUAAAAAAGUUAUUUAAAUCAUCAAUGGAUUCAAGGCCCCCUUUCUAGUACUCUUAUUUAAUCUAAUGAACCAUUAAAUCUAUAGGUUUCAUUGAUCCAUUAUCUGCACUAUAAUAAAGGAAAGAACUGGCUUAUACACGUACGGGAUAGGAAAGUUAUGUUUGAUGCAUUAUCACGUCUGAACUACUGGACUGAUCAAUUGAAAUUUUGCAUAUAGAUUCUUAAUUAACCGAGGAUUGUUAUAGGCCUAUUUUCAAUUCUUCAAGAUUUCAUUACGUCAAGUUUUUAGUUUGUCAAGUUUUAAAAUAGACCCUCGCUAGUAUUUAAUAAGUCUUCUAGAAAUCAGGUCUUACAUUAGAUUGAGUACUGUUAAUUAUUUUCUGUAUUAAGGACUUUAUUAAUAUCAUAAUGAUGUUAUUUCAUUAGUAGGAACACUUCGUAGAGAAUAAUAUUUGUUAUUAGUUCUAGAAUAUUUGGAAAUUAGAGGAAUUGAAACAAAGUGAACAAAUAAUGAUGACUGAAUUUAUGGUAAAUCAAAAAAUAAACUAUUUUAAGUACAUGUUUGAAUGAUGGCAAGCGUACUCUCAAAACAAUUAAUUUCUCUAGAAAGUUGGAAAAUAACAAAUUUGUCAAGGGAAUCACAAGUUGAAUUUGAAUAAUAAUUUUUGUAGACAGUACAUCUCACCCUUGGAAGAGUCAUAUAAAUUCUAUAAAUAAUAAAAUACUAUGUAAUUUAAGUAGUCUAAUAGAUUUACUGGGAUAAUUUAAUUUCAAAGAAUAUCACAGAGCAAAAACUGAUUAAUAAACGGACAACUAUGAAGUUUAAGCGAAAUCUGUGACUUGGACACAGAAUAAGUACAGAA